CGCCCCCUUGCCCCUUCCCUGUUACUCCAUCCUGUGCUGCUCACCCGGUACAGACGGGCUCUCCUCCGGUGGCUGCAGCUGCCCCGUCCCGGCCUCGUCCUCCUGUCACCGCCAUAGCUGCAGCUCAGCUGGAAAUCUGAAAUCAUUACAGUAAGGACAGAAAGAUUAGAAAAUACAAGCGACUUGUGUAUUUGGUGAUGUCAUCAUAGAGGGUCUCCAGACCACCAAUUAUCCCACUGAGCAACGUACAGGUAGUACUAGUGGUAAUCAGUGCAGGUUCAGUCUCCAUCAUGUUGUCCAGACUGAGAGUUGCAGUGAGGUCGGGUGCUCUGCUCCGCCGUGCCGUUCACACCAAGGAAAAGGGGAAGGCUCUGCUGCUCAAUCCAAGGACGAACAAGGGAAUGGGCUUCACCUUACAAGAAAGACAGAUCCUUGGCCUACAAGGCCUUCUUCCUUCCAAGAUCGAGACCCAGGACAUUCAAGCUGCCAGAUUUCACAAGAACCUGAACAAAAUGGAAGAUCCACUGGAAAAGUACAUCUACAUAAUGGGCAUCCAGGAGAGAAAUGAGAAGCUUUUCUACAGGAUAUUACUGGAUGACAUAGAGCGGUUGAUGCCCAUCGUGUACACCCCCACCGUUGGGUUGGCCUGCUCACAAUAUGGGCAUAUCUUUCGGAGACCAAAGGGUGUGUAUAUUUCCAUCUUUGAUAAAGGACAUAUCAGAUCCAUCCUGGAUAACUGGCCAGAGACAGAUGUUAAGGCAGUUGUGGUAACAGAUGGAGAGAGGAUAUUGGGCCUUGGGGACCUCGGAGUGUAUGGAAUGGGAAUUCCUGUAGGAAAGCUGUGUCUGUAUACAGCCUGUGCGGGUAUCCGGCCUCAGAAAUGUCUCCCAGUGGUCAUCGAUGUCGGCACAGAUAAUCCCACACUGCUGAAGGAUCCGUUUUACAUGGGACUGUACCAGAAGAGAGACAGGACUCAGCUUUAUGACGAUCUGAUUGACGAGUUCAUGGACGCUGUUACGGAUAGAUAUGGCCAGAAUACUCUCAUCCAGUUUGAAGACUUCGGGAACCACAAUGCCUUCAGAUUCCUGAGAAAAUACAGAGAAAAAUACUGCACUUUCAAUGACGACAUUCAAGGCACAGCCUCUGUGGCGCUGGCUGGACUCCUCGCAACGCAGCAGGUGCUUGGAAAACCUAUCACAGAGCAGAGAGUUCUCUUCCUUGGGGCAGGAGAGGCUGCUCUGGGCAUUGCUAACCUCAUUGUCAUGGCUAUGAUGGAGAAUGGUAUUUCAGCAGAGGCCGCGCGAGAAAAGAUCUGGAUGUUUGACAAGUUUGGAUUACUAGUGCAGGGCCGUGAAGAAGUUGCAGAUGGCAACCAGGAAUCUUUUGCACAUCUUCCUCCUGAUCAGACCGUGAAAACCUUUCUGGAUGCAGUCAAUGUUCUGAAGCCAACUGCAAUCAUAGGAGUUGCUGGAGCUGGACGACUCUUCACAGAAGAUGUUAUUAGAGCAAUGAGUGCAAUUAACGUGAGGCCGAUCAUCUUCGCUCUUAGUAAUCCGACCGCGAAGGCCGAGUGCACGGCAGACGAAGCCUAUACCUGGACGGAGGGACGCUGUCUCUUUGCCAGUGGCAGCCCAUUCGAUACAGUGACUUUAAGUGAUAGCCGUACCUUUAAGCCAGGACAGGGAAACAAUGCCUACAUCUUUCCAGGUGUCGCUCUCGCGGUUAUCCUGAGCGGAGUCCGUCACAUAAGUGAUCGCGUCUUCCUUGAAGCUGCAAAGGCUCUCGCAGAACAGUUAACUGCUGAAGAGCUGGCUCAAGGGCGUCUGUAUCCACCGCUGUCCAACAUCAGAGAGGUCUCCAUAUAUAUCGCUGUCAAAGUGAUGGAAUUUGUAUAUCGAAAUGGCAUGGCCUUCCAGUACCCUGAGCCUCUGGAUAAGAACACAUACAUUCGCUCUAAAGUAUGGAGCACGGACUAUGACUCUUUCCUACCCGAUGUCUACGACUGGCCUGAUUUGACAAAGACCUUUGAAGACAUUUGGAUAUCAGCGACGCGGCAGAAAUAGAGAUUUCUCAAACACUUAAUUCCUAUUCAUUGACAAACUCCUAUCUCCGUGGAGUGCCUUUUUAACAUAUCUAUAGAUGUGUAUUUGUCUCUAUUGCAUUCAAUUACAAGAAUAAAAAAAAUAGUCA
Messenger RNA from Bufo gargarizans (Asiatic toad), 2190 nucleotides. It is a transcript of the gene ME2, whose product is annotated as malic enzyme 2. The coding region runs from base 291 to 2063 and encodes 590 amino acids. Gene Ontology annotation, molecular function: NAD binding; malate dehydrogenase (decarboxylating) (NAD+) activity; malate dehydrogenase (decarboxylating) (NADP+) activity. The transcript has 18 exons. NCBI's taxonomy places the organism in Eukaryota, Metazoa, Chordata, Amphibia, Anura, Bufonidae. Gene Ontology annotation, cellular component: mitochondrion. The record is from RefSeq and is a predicted model, not a curated record. Gene Ontology annotation, biological process: malate metabolic process; pyruvate metabolic process.